Oncorhynchus kisutch (coho salmon) is the source of this 764-nucleotide messenger RNA. RefSeq names its product fibronectin type III domain-containing protein 4-like. NCBI's taxonomy places the organism in Eukaryota, Metazoa, Chordata, Actinopteri, Salmoniformes, Salmonidae. The coding region runs from base 1 to 663 and encodes 220 amino acids. Gene Ontology annotation, cellular component: plasma membrane; extracellular region. The transcript is spliced from 6 exons. The record is from RefSeq and is a predicted model, not a curated record. Gene Ontology annotation, molecular function: protein binding.
AUGUCUCGUCUGCUUGUGUUGGUGAACUGUGCUGUCCAGUUGCUCUUCUCCAGCGACAUGUUUGUGGUCACAGCAAACCGUCCCCCUGCUCCUGUCAACGUGUCUGUGAUGCACCUGAGGGCCGACUCAGCCACUGUCUACUGGGAGAUACCUGAGGGUGAAGUCAUCAUCGGCUUCUCCAUCUCACAGCAGAGGCAGGAGGGCCACACCCAGCGCUUCAUCAGAGAGGUGAACACCACCAGCAGGAGCUGUGUUCUGUGGGAUCUGGACCAGGAGACAGACUAUAUUAUCCAGGUCCAGUCUAUUGGUCUGUACGGAGAGAGUCAGGCCAGCAAGAGGGUUCACUUCAGAACCCUCAAGAAGUCUGACCGCUUCCCCUCCAACAGCUCCAACCAAGAUGACCCUGCUGUGGAGGGAGUGGACAAGUCCCGACAGCUCCAGACUGGGGAGAUGAUCAUCAUCGUGGUAGUGCUUCUCAUGUGGGCAGCUGUAAUCGCCUUGUUCUGUCGGCAGUAUGACAUCAUCAAGGACAACGACUCCAGCUCUGGUAAAGACAAGGUUAAACCGUCGUCGAUGGCGAGCACUCCAGAACACUGCUCUGGAGGACUGCUACGGAGCAAGUUUCAUCCAUCGCUACAAUCUAUCAACAUCAUGGAGGUUUGAUGGGAAAAGUGAAGAAGUCAACUUCCCCCCUCCUCAUUCUCCUCCUCCUCCUCAUUCCUCCUUUCCUUCUCUCCUCCUCCUCAUUCCUCCUUUCCUUCUCU